Molecule: messenger RNA, 3515 nt
Organism: Oncorhynchus tshawytscha (Chinook salmon)
Lineage: Eukaryota; Metazoa; Chordata; Actinopteri; Salmoniformes; Salmonidae
Product: src-like-adapter
Exons: 8
Coding region: 496-1338 (280 amino acids)
Molecular function (GO): protein binding
Source: RefSeq, a predicted model, not a curated record
CAGCUGAGGGUGUGAACUGUGAAACUCUGUCCAUGAAUAGUAACAGUAUAUCAGUGUAGCUGACAUGCUCCCUCUGGCUUAUCUCCAACACACAGAGCCAAAGACCAUGUUCAACAAGGAACCCCUGCUACUGGUCCUCCAAGCCUGACGACUCCACAGGACUCAGGAGCCCCCUGCUACUGGUCCUCCAAGCCUGACGACUCCACAGGACUCAGGAGCCCCCUGCUACUGGUCCUCCAAGCCUGACGACUCCACAGGACUCAGGAUCCCCCUGCUACUGGUCCUCCAAGCCUGACGACUCCACAGGACUCAGGAUCCCCCUGCUACUGGUCCUCCAAGCCUGACGACUCCACAGGACUCAGGAGCCCCCUGCUACUGGUCCUCCAAGCCUGACGACUCCACAAGACUCAGGAGCCCCCUGCUACUGGCCCUCCAAGCCUGACGACUCCACAGGACUCAGAAGAAGCUAGAGCUUGACCCCAUUGGAGUGCCACAAUGGGGAAUGUGAUGAGGGGUGGGGAAAAUAGCAACGAAACAAAUACAAACUGCCAUGACAGCGCACUAAAGGGAGAAGACGACACACUUGUCGUUCUCCAUGACUAUCCUUUUCCAGACAUCAGUGAGCCGAUCUUCAGGAUGGGAGAGAAGCUGAGGGUCUUGUCUCAGGAAGGUAACUGGUGGAGAGUCCGGUCUGGCCAAUCAGGAAGGGAGAACUACAUCCCUAAUAACUAUGUUGCCAAAGUCUACCAUGGAUGGUUGUUUGAGGGAGUGGCGAGGCAGAAGGCGGAGGAACUACUUCGCCUCCCUGUAAACAGAGUGGGAUCCUUCAUGAUCAGAGAGAGCACACAGCAGAGAGGUGUCUACUCCAUGUCUGUAAAGCACAGAUCCAUCAAGCACUAUAAAAUCUAUCGCUUGGAGAACAACGGCUGGUACUAUAUCUCUCCUCGCCUGACCUUCCAGUGCCUGGAAGAGAUGGUCAACCACUACUGUGACUCUGCAGAUGGGCUGUGCUGUGUUCUCACUGGCCCGUGUCUGUGUGGGACCGCCAGCCUCCUCGACACCACCACUCAGCCACCCCCUGUAGUGAUGCGCCGCAAUAACUUUGACUGGAAGAAAGUAGACAGGAAAGAUCUGAUCAGUGCAGGGGCUCCCCAGGGGCAGCAGAACAGGGACACCAUGGUGAGCUAUGGAGUCAGGAACAGCAUCGCCUCUUACCUCUCUCUUGCCGGGGCUCAGGGCCCUAGACAGCAGCAGAAGAACCACAAGAAGAAUAAAUCUGUCUACGUCACCUCCCACAGUCUCAGCCAUAUGGACCUGGAGGAGGACUAUGAUACGUAGUGGCCUGCAUAGGCCAGUGGUUCUCAAACCUCUCUUUGGGGACCCCCAGACGUCCAUGUAUUUGAUCUAUUUCAGAGCUAGCACAUUUGAUUCAACUUGUCAACUAAUCAACAUGUACUUGACUAGGUGAAUCACGUCAGCUAGUAAGGGCUAUAACAAAAUUGUGAAACGUCUAGGGGUCCCCGAGGAGAGGUUUGAGAAGAACUGGCCUAGGCUACCAGAUUCGGCAUGGGUUCGAAUCCAACCCACUGCCUUUCUGACUUGCUAUCUUUGUUGUCGCAUCUUCACUGUCCUAUCUCAAUAACAGAAAUGAAGCCCACAGAAAAUACGUUUUAAAAAAGACUAUGAGACUAAGAGGAGCAACGGCUCAAGGAUCCAGACUUUGACACAGAAAUUAGCACUUUGAACCAUGGAACUAGAUAAACUAACAUUUUUUCUUCUGAUCUCGACACCCAGAACCAAAUCUUGCGCGGUGGCCAGAGUCCCUAUUUAAAUGUUAACCUCUAUUACGAGAUACUAUAUUUUCCUCCAAUACACACACUGCUCCUUAUCUGAGCCUUUGGGAUUGAACUGAUAAGGAAUUGGAAGCUCAGUGGGAUAAAUCAACAUUGAAGUUGAAGUCCGUCCAGAGUCCAGAGCACUGACCGAGUGUCCUGCAAAAAUACAACACGUUAGCAUCAUGACAGUCGAUAAAAUAGUUGAAUGCUGUGUUGUGGGUGUUUGUGUGAAUGUGUAAUAUUCUGGGGAAAGAAACAUGGAAAGAAAGGGGAAUACCUAGACAGUUGCACAACUGAAUGCAUUCAACUGAAAAUGUGUCUUCCACAUUUAACCCAACCCCUCUGAAUCAGAAAGGUGCGGGGGGCUGACUUAAUCGACGCCCGGGGAGCAAUUGUUGUUAUUGUGGAUGUGUGUAAAUGUCAAUGGUUACCAGCUUCAGAAGCUUUAGCCUGACCCCUUGCAAAGUGAUUUCUGUUGAGUACAUGUUCAUAUAAAUAAAAGUAAGGUAUUGUAUAAUCUCGGCAAACCAGAACCAAAUAUUGUGUGUGAUCUGGCCAGCUCUUCUGUCACGACUCACGAGAGACUAGUGAGUACAUACUGUUUCAAAUAGUUCCUGGAAGGGCUAUGGAGAGUUACGUCCAAAGAGCUAGAACUGCAUGCAGAUGAUAAAACAUCACAAAGAUGACUGCCCAGAACAAGUUGUCCUCUUGAAAGUAACCCAGGGCUUCAAGCCUGCACCAAAUUGAAUAGGAAUCAACAUAGCAUUCCCGAAUCCAAGCAAACAUCCAGGAAAACAGCACAGUGAAAAGGUUCUGAUUUACCUCAGUUUGAGUCUCAGUGUAUUGUCUAAGUGUGUUGUUGUUGCGGCUGAUUGUCUCGCCAAGGCCUCAUGGUGGCCAUAUGUGACGCUGAUUAGUUCAUUAGUUCAUUAUUUGGGGCGGCAGUGUAGCCUAGUGGUUAGAGCAUUGGCCUAGUAACCGAAAGGUUGCAAGUUAAAAUCCCAGAGCUGACAAGGUACAAAAUCUGUCGUUCUGCCCUUGAACAGGCAGUUAACCCACUGUUCCUAGGCUGUCAUUGAAAAUAAGAAUUGGUUCUUAACUGACUUGCCUAGUAAAAUAAAGGUUAAAAAAAAAAAAAAAAAAUUUUUUUUUUUUAAAUUGUUACUGUGAAAGCUGGUGUCUUAUCUUUGCAGGGAACCAUGUACAGUAGUCGUGUAGUAUUCUAAGGAGAAACCUUAUCCAUGCUGAUAAGAUUUCUAGAAGUGACUCUAAAGUUUAUACAGUGAACUUUGCCACCAUAACACCACAUAGGACAUUUUAUACGUUAUGAGGUAGUUAGGAGGAACCUUAUGACUGUCCAUUCUUCCACUUUCCUCAAGACAAUCACCAGUGAAAGCCAGAAAAGACCAAAGACGCAAGAGCAGUAUUACUUAUGAACUUGGCAGGCUGCAAAUGUUGUAUCUGGAACCCAUUGAAGCUACAAAGUCAGCAACAUGGCCAUGUAAUGAAUGAGAUUUUGUGAGAUUUCUCAGUCACCUGUAGGAACCCCUCACAGUGAGAGCUGACUCCUUGAUACAAACGCAGCACUUUCUCAUUAUUGAAUUCACGACGGGAUCAAGUAUUUGUUUUGUCUGCUUUUAAUGCCCCCAUUAAAUAUCUGCAAGGCCAACUAAAACAGCU